Molecule: messenger RNA, 759 nt
Organism: Peronospora matthiolae
Lineage: Eukaryota; Oomycota; Peronosporomycetes; Peronosporales; Peronosporaceae
Source: the annotation of a GenBank genome assembly
AUGUUGUGCUCCAAAAUUGUCGCCGUCUGCUUUGUCACGGCCACAUUGAUGGUAGCCAAAGCAAACGCGUCACACGAAGGCAAUGCCAGAAGCAGCAACAGCAACUACGAUGACGAUGGUGGUAGCAGCUUACUGCCAGCCUAUGUCUAUACUUUCGACCCCAAGUACUCUGGUGGCGUGAGCGGCACCAUUCGCGUCCAGUACGCCGGUGCCCUCUCCACCUUUGCGAUCAUCAGAUCAUCCCUCGACUUCAACGACGUGAACCAGAGCGAGAUCAUGGUAUUCGAUAGCAAUUGCACCAACGAAGUGAGCGAGUACAAGUGGCACAUUCAUGUCAAAUGGCCCCACGAUCGCGACUCCGAGUCCUUCGAGCAGUGUGGAUUGGCCAUCACUGGUAAUCACUACGACCCAUUGAAGGCGUGCGGUCCCAAUUCCGAGUUUGCCAGAACGGAAGAGUGUCUGCACAAGACCCCAGGAUACAGCUGCAAUCCCAACACGUACGCUGCGAACCCACUGGUUUGCGAAAAAGGCGACUUGUCGGGCAAGUUUGGAGGCAUCAAGCUGGACGACAGCAAACAAGUUAGCAAACUGGACUACGAUUUCAACUACCCGCUGCCAGAAGAGAACACGCCCGAGUGGAACAUGAUUCUCCACGCAGUCUGUGGCCAAGCCACUCCUCGCAUCGCAUGCGCUGUCGGCAAACUAUCGGCUCAAUCUGGAGCCCCGUCUCAAACUACGAGCAAUAGUCCGCCGCUGUAG